AGGUGAAGAGUUCUGAACUGAGCUGGUCACAGCGCGACACCCACCGUGCGCCAGGUUACUCCGAAAUGUUCUGCUGGGGAGAUGGGUCGAGAGGACAGUUGGGACUACUGUCAAAGGAUUUCAUAAGUUUUCAUGAACCACAGCCUGUUGUAUUUUGCUCAGAACCAAUUUCUCAAGUGUCCAGUGGGGAGCAGCACACCAUUGUCCUCACGGCUGAUGGCCGAGUCCUGUCAUAUGGGCGCAAUAAUAAAGGACAACUGGGAAGAGGGAAAAACAAAGAUUCUAAAGUGGUGGAUGGUCUGGAGGGAGUGGCGGCGGUAGCAUGCGGUCAGGAGCACUGCUUGGCCCUCUGCGCGUCUGGAGAGGUCUACUCAUGGGGUCGUGGUGAUGAAGGACAGCUGGGGAUAGGCUCUCAGCUGUCAAAGAUGUCUCAGCCACGAUUGGUUUCGAUGCAAUCUCCCUUGCCAAUAUUGAUCACACAGGUUGCUUGUGGAAACGUUCACUCUUUGGCCCUUUCAACAGGAGGGGAUGUCUUCUCAUGGGGUCAGAAUAGCCAUGGUCAAUUGGGUUUGGGGAAGGCAGUGGAUAUCCAGGCCGCACCUUCUCUAGUCUGUGCACUUUUGGGGGUGCCAGUGACCCAAAUCUCAGCUGGAGGAGCCCACACCCUGGCGCUCACGCUGCAGGGACUGGCCUACUGCUGUGGGGCCAACAGGGCAGGGCAGCUGGGCCUCAACAGGGUGGAUGAGAAAGGUCGCUUUGGGAUAUGCUCAGUGCCUGCCCUCAGACUUCUGGACAUCAAGAGGAUCUGUUGUGGAGAAGCACAUACUGCUGUUCUCACCAAGAAUGGUGAUGUUUACACCUUUGGAGAGGGAGCUCAAGGACAGCUUGGACACAGGUCCACAGCCAAUGAGUUACUGCCCAAGAGGGUGGAAGGCCUGGAUGGACCAGCCUCACAGAUAGCCUGUGGCAGCCACCACACCUUGGUGCUGGGAUCUUGUAAUCGCCUCUGGGCCUUUGGCAGUGGAGGGAAAGGGCAGCUGGGGAAUGGCCGCUCAGAGAGCAGUACUCAGCCCACCACGGUGGAGCUGACCAGGGCCGGUGUGGAGGUUCAAGCACUACAUGAUUUCAAAAUAUCAGCAGGGUGGAAUUCCAACUUUGUUUUCUUCCCCCCAGAAAAGGCAACAUCAGAACUGCAACCAGUUGGAAAACUAAAUCAAGCCCAGCUGCAGAGAUGGCUAACAACGCCCUCUAGUGGCCAGAAUGCUGCAGCGGCCGAGAGAAUUUUCAAGCAAUUUUCCUCGUGUUCAAGUCUUGUGGGCAGUUUCACCAAGGACAUUGAUUCUCAAGCUAAGAUGUUAGCAAAUUCUGUGAGAGUGGACUUACAAGCUGCAAGUGAGGCAUUCGACAAACUGCUACAAGUCACUUGGAUCCGUAAAGCAAUAGACCUUAUACCAGUGGUGGAACACCUUCGCUAUUUCUCAUCAGCAAUGAAGGCAGCUGACAUCUUCCUACUUCUUCCUGUCUGUCCUUUGCUCCAAGAGGACCAGAAUGUGAUCAACCUGGUUCUGCCACUUGCAGUGGCCAUAGCUAACCUUGGUAACUCUGUCAUGGAAACUCUGGAGGGCUGGUGGGGGUCCAUGGGUAAAGACAUGAUGUCCAAGCACAUCCUGGUGUGGAAACACGCCCUGGCCUUCCUCCUGAGGGCCAAUCUGCUGCACCACUACAACCCUGGUGUGAAAGCCACUCUGGAGGUUCUCAAAUCCCUCCACAGGGCUAAUAAGAAAGCUAAGAAAUCUCAGCAAGUUUCUUUCUCUGAGUUCUACAUAGAGGAACUUGGCCAAAACCCUGAAAAGCUUGGGCAAGAUGUGGGAUUAUGGAGAAAACAUAACUUGUCAGAAGUGCAGGAGAUGCCACUGACACCUCCCAUUUUCUGCCGUUUUCCAUUCGUCUUUGAUCUUCAGAGCAAGAUGCUGAUUUACCAUGGAGAUGCUUUUAUUGCAAAGAAUGCUCACAGCUGCCAAUUCUUUGCUGGCGAGGCCGCUUCUCCGGUGUUCAAGCUCAAAAUCAGGCGCACCCAUCUCCUGGAGGACACAUUCAGGCAACUGGAUGCCACUGACCAUGACAACUUCCAAAAACAGCUUCAUGUCCAGUUUGUUGAUGAGACGAAACUGACUCUAGUGAACCAGAAGGAUUUCUUCCUUCACACUUUUGAUGAGUUGAGGGCGCCUGACUUUGGCAUGUUCAUGUUUGAUGAUACCAACACUCUUGUCUGGUUCCCACCUAAGCCAGAACAUGAAGCCAAAACGUACUUCCUUUUUGGAAUACUUUGCGGUCUUGCCUUGAACAACAACAACAUUGUGCAUUUGCCUUUUCCUCUGGCUAUGUUCAAGAAACUUCUGGGUACAAAAGUGACAUUGGAAGACCUGACUGAGUUCAGUCCUGUGGUUGGAGAGAGUCUUCGGUACAUCUUGAAUGACUAUACUGAUGAUGACAUUGAAAAUCUGGACAUGACGUAUUCAAUUACCUGGGGUGGCAUCAAAGUGGAGCUGGAUCCAAAAGAAGAGGGAAAACUAGUGACAAGCAAAAACAAGAAGGAGUUUGUUCAGGCCUAUGUGGAUUACACCUUAAACAAAUCAGUGGAGAAGGUGUUUGAAGAGUUCAAGAGGGGCUUCUUCAAAGUGUGUUCGCGAGACGUGGUGGAGAUGUUCCACCCAGAGGAGCUGAGGGGGAUGAUGGUGGGGAAGGAGGACUACGACUGGGACAUACUCCAACAGAACACAACGUAUGAGGGAGGAUACCAUGGAAACCACCCUGUCAUUAAAAUGUUCUGGGAGGUGUUUGACGAGCUUUCUCAUGAUCAAAAGAAAGCCUUCCUUUUAUUCGUGACUGGGUGUGGUCGUGUGCCAAUCUUGGGAAUGGACCAGAUCCGGAUUAUCAUACGUGUCAGGCACAUGUCAUCUCAAAACCAUUUCCCAGAGUCCCACACGUGUUUUGGGAUCCUGUGUCUUCCCAUGUACCAGACAAGAGAGAGGCUCCAGACGCAGCUCAUUGAGGCUCUGAACCACAACAGAGGCUUCUGGAAAGAAUAAGGAAUUAACUCCUUAUGUGGCAUCACAGAAAAAUGUCUUGCGUUGUUAGUAUAGCACAGACAUCUUGAUGAAAGCCAUUCCAUAAAAGUAGAUUCUGAAAAAUGUUAUAGUCAAAUGUUAUGUCAUCCUAUCAUGCUACUCACAUGCAUGUGCUGUUUCCGUAAUUAUCAUUUAAUUGCAUUUCUAUCUUUUUUCCUUUAUGUGAUGAUUUAGGAUUCCCUGAUUGUUUUGAGACAGCCUCAUGUAUUUAAAUACAGAUGAAAGGAGAGGAAGUAUAAUAAUAAUAACAUAGAACUACAUACAGUAUAUUGGAAGAUUGUGUUAAUUUUUGACUUUGGCCUUGCACACUGCAAACAUUCAGUAUAAAUAGCUUGGCCUAUACAUCGUUAGCAUUAACCUACACUACCUUCCCAUGUUGUGCCUGUUGUUCUGAAGAGUAGCAUAUGCACCAGCAUUAUGAGUGUCAAUAAAGCCUGCUGUUCCUGU
Molecule: messenger RNA, 3575 nt
Organism: Sardina pilchardus (European sardine)
Lineage: Eukaryota; Metazoa; Chordata; Actinopteri; Clupeiformes; Clupeidae
Product: probable E3 ubiquitin-protein ligase HERC6
Exons: 23
Coding region: 66-3089 (1007 amino acids)
Molecular function (GO): ubiquitin-protein transferase activity
Source: RefSeq, a predicted model, not a curated record